CUUCUCUUCCUCACACAGGACCAUGCGACAGUGUCAUCCGUCCCGGCCAUCAGUUUCCUUGUUUCCUUGCUAGCAAAGUCUACCUCAAUAGGUGCAUGGGAUUUCGGCGCGUCUCUAAGUGUAGUAGACAGAAUGAAGCGAACGGCCUGGUACUCGCAGGUUGAGUCAAAUAUUAGGGACUUCCAGACAUAUUUGUUCUAUUCUUUGGAUGACAACAACUUCUGGAAACUCAAAAUUCCCAUCAUGCUUCCAAUUCUGCAGCACUACUAUGUCCCUGCACGUAUAUGCGAGAUACAUCGACCAUGCUCCUUCGGGAAACAACCAAAGAAAGAUGACCCUAAAAACGAGUACUAUGUGCUUACUUUUGAACAGGACAAUGGAAAAUUCUCUUCAGUAUCUCUUGCCACUCUUUAUGCGAAGUUACUGGAUGUGCAGGAGUUUUUCUUUGGUGAGCAGUCCAUGACUCUCAAUGUUCACAUAGCUUCGCACGUUCUCCUGUUGCUUAAUUCGCUUUUCCCAGAUCAAUUCAUGCGAAGUAUUCUCAGGCCAAUAUGA
Messenger RNA from Suillus discolor, 555 nucleotides. RefSeq lists its product as uncharacterized. The transcript is spliced from 4 exons. NCBI's taxonomy places the organism in Eukaryota, Fungi, Basidiomycota, Agaricomycetes, Boletales, Suillaceae. The annotation marks the transcript as partial. The record is from RefSeq and is a predicted model, not a curated record.